Molecule: messenger RNA, 3463 nt
Organism: Zalophus californianus (California sea lion)
Lineage: Eukaryota; Metazoa; Chordata; Mammalia; Carnivora; Otariidae
Gene: ACVRL1
Product: activin A receptor like type 1
Exons: 10
Coding region: 891-2567 (558 amino acids)
Biological process (GO): protein phosphorylation; transforming growth factor beta receptor signaling pathway; cellular response to growth factor stimulus
Cellular component (GO): plasma membrane; BMP receptor complex
Molecular function (GO): ATP binding; SMAD binding; transforming growth factor beta receptor activity, type I
Source: RefSeq, a predicted model, not a curated record
GCAUCUCUGGGCUGGCUACCCACCCCGCUUUUCUUCUUGAAGGACAAGGGCAUAGCGGACUAUAGCGUUCACCCUCUCUAUAGGGGCAGCUUCUGGCUGAGUCAGGGUCUGUCCUCUCUGAUCCCUCUCUGCCCCAUUUGCCCUAAUGCCUGUCCUCCCAUUUCUUUGGGUGGUAAAAAUAGAUACCAUUUAUUGAGUACCUACUAUGUAGUCUUAGAUGUACACUUAGCUACAUUUUUCUCAUGUAAUCCUGGCCACAAUUUAGCAGGACAGGUCUUGGAAGGGAGAGAGGUUCAGACCUAAGUCACUUGUCCAAAGUCCCAUGGAUGGUGUAAAUGGUGCUGUUGGGUUUUGGGGUGCAUUUAUUAGGCACUUACUGUGUGCCACUUAGUACUCUGCUAAAUAAUUUUACUACAGUGUACCCCUGAAAUGAGCACUCUUGUUAUUCUCAUUUUUUGUAGGAAAACCUAAGCCUCAGAAAGUUUAAGUAACUUGCCCCACAUCUCAUAGCUCUAAGUGGCAGAGGCAGGCUUUGAACCCAGAGGCAGGAUUUGAACCCAGGCAGAGGCAGGAUUUGAACCCUGACCCCUGUUUGUCUGGUGCUGCCUGCGCCUUCUAGAAGUCUGGCCCUAAGACCAAGACUUGAUGCUUCAUUCCAUGGCCAUGAAGGGCUAGGGGAGGUGAUGCCUAUGAAAGUGUUGUGUGUAUGGGACGGGGCAGCUCAAUCCAGCCCUCCGCCGUUUGGCUAAGACUUGUUGACACACCGAGCGAGGCUCUUCCAGCCCUGUGACGGUGCCUCGGGUGUGCUGAGGAGAAACAGAAUGACAGACACCUUCUGAGCGCACCAUGAAUCUGGUUCUUCGGCUGAAGACUAAGCCCACAGCAAGCAGAUGAUUUCUGUCUUCACAUCUAAACAAACCCGCAUCGGGCACCCAGCGAUGACAACAGCUCUGUGCAAUCUGUUACUGUCCGCAAAACCCACUUGCUCUUUCUCCUCCUUUGAGGGACUCACUGAACACCCAAGAAAUGGAGGCAGAAAAUGUCCAAGGACCAUGACCUUGGACGCCCCCAGGAGAGGCCUUCUGAUGCUCCUGAUGGCCUUGGGCCUGACCCACGGCGACCCCGUGAAGCCGUCUCGGGGCCCGCUGGUGACCUGCACCUGUGAGAGCCCACACUGCAGGGGGCCUACCUGCCAGGGGGCCUGGUGCACGGUCGUGCUGGUGCGGGAGGAGGGCCGACGGCCCCAGGAGCACCGGGGCUGUGGGAGCCUGCACGAGGAGCUGUGCCGGGGGCGCCCCACCGAGUUCGUCAGCCACUACUGCUGCUACAGCUCCCUGUGCAACCACAACGUGUCCCUGGUGCUGGAGGCCACCCAGAUUCCUCCGGAGCAGCCAAAGGUAGAUGGCCAGCUGCCUCUGAUCCUGGGCCCCGUGCUGGCCUUGUUGGCCCUAGUGGUCCUGGGUGCCCUGGGCCUGUGGCAUGUCCGGCGGAGGCAGGAGAAGCAGCGGGGCCUGCACAGCGAGCUGGGCGAGUCCAGCCUCAUCCUGAAGGCAUCCGAGCAGGGGGACAGCAUGCUGGGGGAUCUCCUGGACAGUGACUGCACCACGGGCAGCGGCUCAGGACUCCCCUUCCUGGUGCAAAGGACAGUGGCACGACAAGUGGCCCUUGUGGAGUGUGUAGGCAAGGGCCGCUAUGGCGAGGUGUGGCGUGGCCUGUGGCAUGGUGAGAGCGUGGCCGUCAAGAUCUUCUCUUCGAGGGAUGAACAGUCCUGGUUCCGGGAGACCGAGAUCUACAAUACAGUGCUGCUCAGACACGACAACAUUCUAGGCUUUAUUGCCUCCGACAUGACUUCGCGCAACUCGAGCACGCAGCUGUGGCUCAUCACGCACUACCACGAGCACGGCUCACUCUAUGACUUCCUGCAGAGGCAGACACUGGAGCCCCAGCUGGCCCUCAGGCUGGCUGUGUCAGCCGCCUGCGGCCUGGCUCACCUGCACGUGGAGAUCUUCGGCACGCAGGGCAAGCCGGCCAUUGCCCACCGAGACCUCAAAAGCCGCAACGUGCUGGUCAAGAGCAACCUGCAGUGCUGCAUCGCCGACCUGGGCCUGGCUGUGAUGCACUCCCAGGGUAGUGAUUACCUGGACAUCGGCAACAACCCGCGAGUGGGCACCAAGCGGUACAUGGCCCCCGAGGUGCUGGAAGAGCAGAUCCGCACUGACUGCUUCGAGUCCUACAAGUGGACAGACAUCUGGGCCUUUGGCCUGGUGCUGUGGGAGAUUGCCCGUCGGACCAUUGUCAACGGCAUCGUGGAGGACUACAAGCCACCCUUCUAUGAUGUGGUGCCCAAUGAUCCCAGCUUCGAGGACAUGAAGAAGGUGGUGUGUGUUGAUCAGCAGACCCCCACCAUCCCCAACCGGCUGGCUGCAGACCCGGUGCUCUCAGGCCUGGCUCAGAUGAUGCGGGAGUGCUGGUACCCCAACCCCUCUGCCCGCCUCACUGCGCUGCGGAUCAAGAAGACACUGCAGAAGCUCAGCAACGGUCUUGAGAAGCCCAAAGUGAUUCACUAGCCACAGGCCUGAAGCCUGACUCUCCUCUGCCUACAGUGCGUGUGGGGUGGGCGGCAGAGGGUGGCCUAUCUGGGUAGAGAGAUGUAGUGUGAGUCUGUGUGCUGGGGAGGAGGGUGCCCCUCUGCGGGUCCGGCUGUGCCUGCCUGCCGGCUCAUCCAGCCAAAAAUACAGCUGGGCUGAAACCCGAUCCGAUCCCCCCCCCCCCCGCCCCCCACCGUCUGGCCUGCUCAAAGCAGCAGGCUCCCUGACGCCUGGCUCCCUCCCCACCCUCAUGCCCUGGGCACAGCCCCUACCACCCCCAGGACAGGAUGCAAAAGAGGCCCCAGAGCCAGGGUGACCGGGCCAGGGAAUCCCAGUCGCGGGCCCAGAGCCCAGGCCUGCACUUUUCCCCCUGCCCUCGGUCAACCCCACUGCCCCACCAGAGCUGCCAGGGUGACACAGGGCUCUGUCUAGCCUUCAGUACACAUCCUGCCUCUGGCAUCAGCCUCACACCCAGGGUCCAUCAUUUCCUCUCUGUGGGUUUGCCUGGGGCCUCUGUCUCCUGGACAAGACCCCACCAGCUGAGCACCGGCUGCCUGGGAGAGCUGGAGCCUGAUCCUGGGCCCCUUCCCCACCCCCAGCCUAGCUCACUUCUUAGGGCAUUAAACCCAGGGAAUCCUGCUGCAGGUGUGUCAGGGUCAGAGGACGGUGGAGAGGUAAUAGGUCAGAUGGGGGAGGCCCAGGACCUUCAGAACAACUGGGAGACGCUAAAGCCAAGCACAGCUCGGGAAAGGCUCAGCUGGGAGUCAGGAGACCCAGGUUCUGGUCCUGGGCAAUUGCUCCAUGGGACAAGGAUGAGGCCUUCACUGUCCAAGACCUUUGUUUCCUCAUCUACAUAUUGAAAGAUUCAGGCCUGA